Bombyx mori (domestic silkworm) is the source of this 2311-nucleotide messenger RNA. RefSeq names its product isocitrate dehydrogenase [NAD] subunit beta, mitochondrial (gene Idh3b). The transcript is spliced from 9 exons. NCBI's taxonomy places the organism in Eukaryota, Metazoa, Arthropoda, Insecta, Lepidoptera, Bombycidae. The coding region runs from base 298 to 1425 and encodes 375 amino acids. Gene Ontology annotation, biological process: isocitrate metabolic process; tricarboxylic acid cycle. Gene Ontology annotation, molecular function: NAD binding; magnesium ion binding; oxidoreductase activity, acting on the CH-OH group of donors, NAD or NADP as acceptor. Gene Ontology annotation, cellular component: mitochondrion. The record is from RefSeq and is a predicted model, not a curated record.
UUGCAUAAUUUUAAAUUAGACAACAAAGAUGGCCCCAAGACUCAAUCAUUUUGAUCCUGAUAUAGCAAUAUAUACAUCAACAACUACCUUAAAAUUGCUCAUAAAGUUGGAAUUUGUCCCUAAACGCCCCAUUUUACGGUAUGUCAAUUUGAAGGUUACCAGUAAAGUAACCAAUAUAUUAAUCUGUGAGGGUAGUGUAUAAUCUAUGAGGUUACCUUUGCUUGCUAGGAAAGGAGCUCCAUAAAUAAUUUAUUAGAAAAUAUAUAUAUUUAACAAACGUUUUUAUCAAAUUCAAACAUGUCCUUUCUUAGCAGGAAUAUUUUUCGAGCUGUUAUGCAGGGAUCUCAACAUGUUGGAAAGGGUGUACACACAAGUUCGGUAACAACGGAGAAAAAUCAACCGAGGGCAACAAAGGAAGGUCGUAUCAAAUGCACCUUGAUUCCUGGGGACGGUGUAGGUCCUGAGCUUGUCUACGCUGUACAAGAAGUUUUCAAGGCGGCCAGCAUUCCAGUGGACUUUGAAUCCUUUUUCUUUUCUGAAGUGAAUCCAACACUUAGUGCACCACUCGAAGACGUCGUAAACUCUAUCGCUGUUAACAAGAUUUGUAUCAAGGGUAUCUUAGCCACUCCUGACUUCUCUCACACUGGCGAGCUACAGACCCUAAACAUGAAGCUCCGUAAUGCCCUGGAUCUUUACGCUAACGUGGUGCACGUGAAGUCAUUGCCCAACGUGAAGUGCAGGCACCAGGACGUGGACUGCAUCAUCAUCAGAGAACAGACCGAAGGAGAGUACUCAGCUUUGGAACAUGAAUCCGUUCCCGGCGUGGUGGAGUGUUUGAAGAUCAUCACCGCAGCGAAAUCCGAGCGUAUCGCGAAAUUCGCUUUCGACUACGCCGUGAAGAUGGGCCGCAAGAAGGUCACGGCUGUCCACAAGGCCAACAUCAUGAAGCUGGGCGACGGACUGUUCCUACGCAGCUGCGAGGAGAUGGCCAAAUUGUACCCUCGCAUCCAGUUCGAGAAGAUGAUCGUGGACAACUGCACGAUGCAGAUGGUGUCCAACCCGAACCAGUUCGACGUGAUGGUGACUCCGAACCUGUACGGGAACAUCGUGGACAACCUGGCCAGCGGGCUGGUGGGCGGCGCCGGCGUGGUCGCGGGGGCCUCCUACAGCGCUGACUGCGCGGUCUUCGAACAGGGAGCAAGACACAUCUUCUCCGGCGCCGUGGGCAAGAACAUCGCGAACCCGACCGCCAUGCUGCUCUGCUCCGCCAAUCUCCUGGCGCACGUCAACCUGCCGCAGUACUCGAAGAUGAUCAAGAACGCCAUCAAUAAAGUUCUGAAAGACGCCAAAGUGCGAACAAAAGAUCUUGGCGGUCAGUCCACCACCAAAGACUUCACAAACGCGGUCAUUCACAGCCUCUCCUAAAAGUUGUCUGGAAAAUUAUUUUAGUCUCUUUUGACACUCGCGCGUGUCGCUACUAACAUAAAAAUGUUGUGUAACAUUGAUAGAAGAAAAUUAUUAAAUUUUUAUUUUUGUUUUAGUAGAAAAAUCAUAUUUGAACGAACUAACAAUCUACAUCGUGCGUUCUAAUGUUGUAAAAUAAAUUAAUCAAAUGUUAAGUUGUUUUAAGUAAUAAUCUCUACUCGAGGUCCCGCAAUAGUCGAAAUUCGACUAAAAUUAAUUGGAAGUGUAAGUUUGUACUCUAUUAUGAUUGUAUUUUAUACUUCUAUAAUCACAAAUUUCGCCAAGACUACGCAAUAAAAAAAAUUAACAAGGACAAACCAUAUUCUAUUCUCAAUUUGACAACAGACGUCAAGAACAAAAGUUUGACAAUAAAUAGUAUGCAUGCGUGUGUGCGUCAAAUACACGGUAUGUAGUGUGUAUAAUGUUUUCUUUAUUGAUUUAAUGUAUCUUUUAUGCAUUAUUUUAAAAAAAUAUUGGCAUCGUGCACUUCUUCUCUAUACUCUCUAUAAGUGUGGAAAAUUUCAUACUCCUCCGUCAGCGCAAUUUUCGUAAAAAGGGAUACAAAGUUUUUGCUUCACGUAUUAAUAUAUAGAUUAUUCAUAAAAAGUUCUAUACAUUUAUUUGUGUUAAUAGCGACAUCUAGCGAAGAUUUAUGUAUCAAUUGGACUAAAUUGAGCGCCAUUUAAAGAAUUAUUUCUACUUAAAAUAUUGAUCUGGUGUAUAGGUUACAAAUUUAAUAAAUAGUAACCAAUUCAAUUCAGUAUUUCUCAAUUUAUUUAUUUUAAUAUAUUAUAUAAAAAUUAGUUACCGAUGUAAAUAAUGAAAAUAAAACAGUUAAAUUGUUAAA